Messenger RNA from Cotesia glomerata, 7180 nucleotides. It is a transcript of the gene ck, whose product is annotated as myosin-VIIa. Lineage: Eukaryota; Metazoa; Arthropoda; Insecta; Hymenoptera; Braconidae. The record is from RefSeq and is a predicted model, not a curated record. Gene Ontology annotation, molecular function: ATP binding; protein binding; cytoskeletal motor activity. The transcript is spliced from 10 exons. Gene Ontology annotation, cellular component: cytoskeleton; myosin complex. Bases 255 to 6767 code for a protein of 2170 amino acids.
CCUCCUCUACUUACUGUUGCUCGCUACUUCUCUCUUUACUCAUCCUCCACGUCGUCAAAGUCCAGAGAGGAGCUCGGAAUGAUAUUUUGCAGAGUGAGAUCGAGUAAACAUCAGCGCGAGUUGUUAUUUGUUUCAACGAAACAUUACUCCGUAGCAAAAAAACAACAAUAGUACUCUGAUUAUUUUACCCACAUCGUUUCACAUCAAGUCCACAAGGUGGCGGGCAAGCACGUGCAGCGAACGCGACUCGAGCAAUGGUCAUCGUUACCCGUGGUGAUUACAUAUGGAUCGAGCCCAUAUCAGGAAGGGAAUUCGACGUAGCUAUUGGAGCAAGAGUUAUAUCUGCAGAAGGAAGACGUAUUCAAGUAAAGGACGACGACAACAAAGAACAAUGGCUAACACCAGAACGCCGAAUAAAAGCAAUGCACGCUACCUCCGUGCAAGGUGUAGAAGAUAUGAUAAGUCUAGGCGACCUCCACGAGGCAGGAAUACUCAGGAAUCUUUUAAUAAGAUACAAUGAGAAUCUCAUUUACACUUACACAGGCUCAAUUCUAGUCGCUGUUAAUCCCUAUCAGAUAUUACCUAUUUACACUGCCGAGCAAAUAAAGCUCUACAAGGAUCGAAAAAUCGGUGAAUUACCGCCCCACAUAUUUGCUAUUGGUGACAAUAGUUAUGCGCAUAUGAACCGUUAUGGUCAAGAUCAGUGCAUCGUUAUCAGUGGUGAAAGUGGAGCCGGUAAAACAGAAAGUACUAAAUUGAUAUUGCAAUAUUUAGCAGCUAUCAGCGGCAAACACUCGUGGAUUGAACAGCAAAUUCUAGAAGCUAAUCCUAUUUUAGAAGCAUUUGGUAAUGCAAAAACUGUGAGAAAUGACAAUUCAUCGCGCUUUGGAAAAUAUAUCGACAUACAUUUCAACCAUCAAGGUGUCAUUGAAGGUGCUAAGAUAGAACAGUAUUUAUUGGAAAAAUCUCGUAUCGUAUCGCAGAAUCGCGAUGAAAGAAAUUACCACGUUUUUUAUUGCAUGCUGGCGGGCUUAUCGAAGGAAGAGAAGAAAAGAUUGGAACUCGAAGAUGCCUCGCAGUAUCGUUAUUUAACUGGAGGCGGCAGUAUCACAUGCGAAGGUCGUGACGACGCUGCUGAAUUCGCAGACAUAAGAUCUGCUAUGAAGGUUUUGCUGUUUUCCGACAAUGAAAUUUGGGAAAUUUUGAAAUUACUUGCGGCUUUAUUGCAUAUGGGUAAUAUAAAGUACAGAGCAACGGUAAUUGACAAUUUAGAUGCUACUGAAAUAUCUGAACAUACGAGUGUUCAGAGAGUAGCGCAACUGUUGGGUGUUCCGGUACAAUCACUCGUUGCGGCGCUAACUAGGCGCACAAUAUUUGCACAUGGCGAGACAGUAAUUUCUACAUUGUCGCGAGAGCAAUCUGUCGAUAUCCGGGAUGCUUUUGUCAAAGGUAUUUACGGUAGGUUGUUUGUUCACAUUGUCAAGCGAAUUAAUGAAGCCAUUUAUCGGCCUAAAAAUACCUCAAGAAGCGCCAUCGGGGUCCUGGAUAUAUUCGGAUUCGAAAACUUCGACCACAAUAGUUUUGAACAGUUUUGCAUUAAUUACGCAAAUGAAAAUCUUCAGCAGUUUUUCGUCCAGCAUAUUUUCAAAUUAGAGCAAGAAGAAUACAAUCACGAGGGAAUAAAUUGGCAACAUAUUGAAUUCGUUGAUAAUCAAGAUGCUUUAGAUUUAAUAGCAAUCAAGCAGCUCAAUAUAAUGGCUCUGAUUGAUGAAGAAUCAAAAUUCCCUAAAGGAACUGACCAAACCAUGCUGGCUAAAAUUCACAAGACUCAUGGAAGCCACAGAAAUUAUCUUAAACCUAAAUCAGACAUCAACACGUCAUUUGGAUUGAAUCAUUUUGCCGGAGUAGUAUUUUACGACACUCGAAGCUUCCUUGAGAAGAAUCGUGACACUUUUAGCGCGGAUUUGCUUCAGCUGAUUCACAUAUCCUCUAAUAAAUUUCUACAGACAUGCUUUGCUGAGGACAUUGGGAUGGGAUCGGAAACGCGAAAACGAGCGCCUACUUUGUCAACGCAAUUCAAAAAAUCACUUGACUCACUGAUGCGAACACUCUGUAGUUGUCAGCCUUUUUUUAUCCGCUGUAUUAAGCCGAAUGAGUUUAAAAAGCCAAUGAUGUUUGACAGAGGACUGUGUUGUCGGCAAUUGAGAUACUCUGGAAUGAUGGAGACCAUCAGGAUUCGUCGAGCUGGUUAUCCGAUUCGACACUCUUUUCCUGAAUUUGUAGAACGUUAUCGUUUUCUACUCUCGGGCAUUCCUCCGUCACACAAGACUGACUGUCUUGCAGCAACAAGCAGAAUCUGUCGCCAAGUAUUGGGUCAGUCCGAUUAUCAAUUAGGACACACCAAAGUAUUUCUCAAAGACGCUCAUGAUCUUUUCUUGGAGCAAGAACGAGAUCGGGUUUUGACGCGUAAAAUUUUGAUACUACAGCGGAAUAUCCGUGGGUGGGUUUAUCGUCGGAGAUUUUUGAGAAUGCGAGCUGCAGCUAUUGUGGUUCAAAAGAUGUGGCGAGGAUACGAACAACGCCAGCGAUACAAACGAAUGCGCAGCGGGUACAUGAGACUUCAGGCAUUGAUCAGGUCACGGGUGUUGGCUCACAGAUUUCGACAUUUGCGUGGACACAUUGUGGCCCUGCAGGCUCGAGCAAGGGGAUACUUGGUGCGUAGAAUGUAUCGGAAGAAAAUGUGGGCUAUUGUGAAAAUUCAAGCACACGUCAGACGAUUAAUUGCUCAGAGGAGGUACAAAAAAGUCCAGUAUGAGUACAGGCUUCAUAUCGAAGCUCUGAGGCUGCGCAAGAAAGAAGAAAGAGAGCUCAAAGAUCAAGGCAAUAAACGAGCUAAAGAAAUAGCCGAGCAAAAUUACCGGGAACGGAUACAGGAGCUGGAGAGAAAGGAAAUUGAAAUGGAAAUGGAAGACAGAAGGAGGAUGGAAAUUAAGAAGAAUUUAAUUAAUGAUGCUGCCAAGAAGCAAGAUGAGCCGGUUGAUGACAGCAAGUUAGUCGAAGCGAUGUUUGACUUCUUGCCUGAUUCCAGCAGCGAAGCUCCGACUCCUGCAAGAGAGACAUCAGUGUUCAAUGAUCUUCCAUCCCCUAAAGCUGAUCAGCAGGAAAUUAUCAGUCCAGUUCAAACAGCUUCUGAGGAUGAAGAAGAUUUAACAGAGUUUAAAUUUCAAAAGUUUGCAGCUACUUAUUUCCAGGGAAAUAUUACUCAUCAUUUUUCUAAAAAGCCAUUGAAGCAUCCUCUGCUUCCAUUGCAGACUCAAGGUGACCAGCUUGCUGCUCAAGCUCUUUGGAUCACUAUUUUGAGAUUCACCGGUGAUUUACCAGAGCCAAGAUAUCAUACUAUGAAUCGAGACACCACUUCAGUAAUGUCUAAAGUUACCGCUACGCUGGGUAGGAAUUUCAUCAGAAGCAAAGAAUUCCAAGAGGCGCAAAUGAUGGGGAUGGAUCCUGAGUCUUUUAAACAGAAGCCACGCUCAAUCAGGCACAAGCUUGUGUCCUUGACGCUGAAAAGAAAAAACAAAUUAGGUGAAGAUGUGAGAAGACGUUUGCAAGAUGACGAAUAUACAGCGGAUAGUUAUCAGUCGUGGUUAGAAUCAAGACCAACUUCUAAUUUAGAAAAAUUACAUUUUAUAAUUGGCCACGGAAUUUUACGGGCAGAAUUGCGCGAUGAAAUUUACUGUCAAAUUUGUAAAUUGCUCACCAAUAAUCCGACAAAGUCGUCUCACGCAAGAGGUUGGAUACUUUUGUCGCUCUGCGUGGGGUGUUUUGCUCCCUCUGAAAAAUUUGUAAAUUAUCUACGAGCUUUCAUUCGAGAGGGACCACCAGGAUACGCUCCUUACUGUGAAGAUCGUUUGAAACGGACAUUUAAUAAUGGAACAAGAAACCAACCACCCAGUUGGCUCGAGCUUCAAGCAACUAAAUCAAAAAAACCCAUCAUGUUACCCAUAACCUUCAUGGAUGGUAACACCAAAACUCUGCUUGCAGAUUCAGCAACGACAGCUCGAGAAUUGUGCAACCAAUUGUCGGACAAAAUAUCUCUGAGAGACCAAUUUGGUUUUUCUCUGUACAUUGCUUUGUUUGACAAAGUUUCUUCCCUUGGAAGUGGCGGUGACCAUGUGAUGGACGCGAUAUCCCAGUGCGAGCAGUACGCUAAAGAACAAGGUGCUCAGGAACGGAAUGCACCUUGGAGAUUAUUCUUCAGGAAAGAAAUAUUCGCUCCUUGGCACGAGCCAACGGAGGAUCAAGUCGCGACGAAUCUCAUUUACCAGCAAGUAGUUAGGGGAGUUAAAUUUGGCGAGUAUAGGUGUGAUAAAGAAGACGACUUGGCUAUGAUAGCAGCUCAACAAUAUUACAUCGAAUAUCACACUGAUAUGAAUGUCGAUCGUUUAUUUGCAUUGCUUACUAAUUACAUUCCUGACUACUGUCUCACUUCUCUGGAAAAACCUAUCGAGGUUUGGGGUCAUCUGGUUCUGCAGGCGUACAAAAAAAGUUAUUACCUCAAGGAAAAAAUUCCGGCUCUUCGCGUAAAAGAAGACAUUGUAGGCUACGCUAAAUUCAAAUGGCCGCUGUUGUUUUCACGUUUUUACGAAGCUUACAGAAAUUCAGGACCAAAUUUACCUAAGAACGACGUUAUUAUUGCUGUUAAUUGGACAGGAGUUUACGUGGUUGAUGAUCAAGAACAAGUGUUACUAGAGUUAUCAUUCCCUGAGAUCACUACAGUGUCUAGUCAAAAAACAACUAAAAUGUUUACCCAAACUUUCAGCUUGUCAACGGUACGCGGUGAAGAGUUCACCUUCCAAAGUCCUAACGCUGAAGAUAUUCGUGAUCUGGUUGUUUACUUCCUCGAAGGCCUGAAAAAGCGAAGUAAAUAUGUAAUUGCUCUGCAGGACUACAAACCUCCGGGCAAUGAGAAUAAUUGUUCAUCAUUCCUUACCUUUCAGAAGGGUGAUUUGAUAGUUUUAGAUGACGAGAGUACGGGAGAGACGGUUUUAAAUUCCGGGUGGUGCAUUGGAAUUUGCGAGAGGACUGGAGAAAAAGGAGACUUUCCAGCAGAAACUGUUUACGUUCUUCCUUCAUUGUCCAAACCACCUAAUGAUAUUCUUGCGUUGUUCAGUAUUGAGGCGCCAGAAAACAGCCGUCGACUUUAUCCGCAACAAAUAAAUGGGAUUGAGCCACGAGACAAGCCUCACACAUUGCUUGAAUAUUCGAUAGAUCACUUUAGAACUCCUCCGAAGAGAACAAUGUCCAAAGCGCUGACAUUAACAACUGCAAGACGCGGCCACGUUGAUGAACUUUGGCGGCAUUCUAGGGAUCCAAUAAAAGCACCGCUUCUGAAAAAAUUAAUUUCUAAAGAAGAACUGGCUGAAGAAGCUUGUUUUGCUUUUAAUGCUAUACUUAAAUACAUGGGAGACUUACCGACCAAGAGACCGAGGAUUGGUAAUGAGUACACUGAUUUAAUAUUUGAAGGGCCAUUAAAGAAUGAGAUUCUCCGUGAUGAAAUUUAUUGUCAAAUAAUGAAACAAUUGACGGACAAUAGGAAUAGAUUGAGCGAAGAAAGAGGAUGGGAGCUAAUGUGGCUCGCUACGGGUCUCUUUGUCUGCAGUCAGAGUUUACUUAAAGAAUUGACGUUAUUCUUGCGCACCAGGCGACAUCCGAUCUCUCAAGACUCGCUUCAAAGAUUACAAAAGACACUGAGAAACGGACAGCGGAAAUAUCCACCGCAUCAGGUUGAAGUCGAGGCGAUUCAGCAUAAAACUACCCAAAUUUUCCACAAGGUAUACUUUCCAGAUGACACUGAUGAAGCGUUUGAAGUUGAUUCGUCGACCAAAGCUAAAGACUUUUGCCAGAAUAUCGCUCAAAGACUUAAUUUAAGAUCUGCUGAAGGGUUUAGUUUGUUUGUUAAAAUUGCUGAUAAGGUCAUUUCCGUUCCUGAAGGAGAUUUCUUCUUUGAUUUUGUAAGACAUUUGACGGAUUGGAUUAGAAAAACUAGACCAUCGAGAGAUGGUGUUUCACCACAAUUUACCUAUCAAGUUUUCUUUAUGAAAAAAUUGUGGACUAAUACUGUUCCUGGUAAAGAUCGUAAUGCUGAUUUGAUAUUUCAUUUUCAUCAAGAAUUGCCUAAAUUAUUACGAGGAUAUCAUAAUUGCUCGAAAGAAGAAGCUUCAAGACUGGCUGCUCUCGUUUAUCGAGUACGUUUCGGCGAAAGUAAACAAGAACUUCAAGCAAUUCCUCAAAUGUUACGCGAAUUAAUACCUGGUGACUUGGUUAAAAUCCAAAAUGCAAACGAUUGGAAACGAUCUAUCGUAGCGGCUUAUAAUCAAGAUGCAGGAAUGAGUCCUGAAGAUGCGAAAAUACAAUUCUUAAAGGCAAUCUAUCGUUGGCCGACAUUCGGAUCGGCUUUCUUCGAAGUUAAACAAGGAACUGAUCCAAAUUACCCAGAAUUAUUGCUGAUUGCCAUCAAUAAGACCGGUGUGAGUCUUAUUCACCCUCAAACAAAGGAAAUAUUGGUGACUCAUCCGUUUACAAGAAUCUCUAACUGGUCAUCGGGUAAUACUUAUUUCCACAUGACAAUCGGAAAUCUAGUUAAAGGCUCAAAACUACUUUGCGAAACAUCUUUAGGCUAUAAAAUGGAUGAUUUAUUAACUUCAUACAUCUCCCUAAUGCUUACAAAUAUGAACAAACAACGAACUAUAAGAGGUCCGAAAUCAUAAUCAACUAAAUCGUCGUUUUGAAAAAAAGAAAAAAAAAUCUUUUUUACUCUACUAAUUAAGUAUGUACAGAAAGGUGCAUUUAUUUUUUACUUUACCGACGUUGUAAAUGAAUGUUAUUUUUUUGAUAGAUGGGAUCGAAAUUUGUAAAAUAUUAAGCACUAUUAAAGUUAAAAAAAAGUCAAUGAUAAUUACUUAAUCAAAGUAAGAUGAGAUAUACGUGUAUAUACAAUUAUUAAAAAUGAUAUUCAUAUACAUAGAUAUAUUUGUAUUAAAUAGAGUUAAAUAAUUAUAAUGAGAAUGUAUGAAAUAAAUAUUUUAGCUAUUUUAUUCUUCAUACACUUCUCUUCUCAAGAUCGUCGCUUCCGUCCGUAUUAUAAGAAUAAAAUAAAAAAUUUUAUUAUAGCGGCAAUGUA